AGUGACACACAGUCACUCACUCAGUCCGCCAGAAAACCAUUAGCAGGCAAGUUGUUUGCUUAUUUAUUACUGUUACAACUCGUUAUUUUUGUCUCCGUUAAGCCUUUAGUCGUUGUAUCCUGGAUGUUUAAUGUCAACGAGGAAGAGGGAAUUUUCAGACGUCAGACAGAUACAAAGCCUGACGAUGUAACUCGGUGACAUCACUAACCCCGGCUUUCCUCUGGCUCUGCACUGCUCCGAGUGUGUUCACACGUUAACGGAAAAAAAAAGAUGGACGUCAGACUUCACGUCGCGGCCGUGUUCGGCGGCGUGAUGCGGGAUCUCCAAACAGGAAGUGACAUCGUUGUCGGAUAAGACGAGCAAAUCUUCCAGCGUUUCCGUCCCGUCCGUCUACAUCUCUGUACAUUUCGUGAAUUAUUUUCGCUGCCUUAUUAUUACAAGUCGUGAACAGUGAGAAUCAAAUACCUCCAUACCUCAUAAUCUCAGCACUCAUUUUCUCCAACACUAACAAGCCUUUUUAUAUUUUUAAUCACACGUAUAAUCCAACAAUGAGAAUUUUUUAUUUAUAACACCAGACUUUUAUUUAUUAGUGUUUUCUCUGUCAUCAGUCUUUUUUUUUUCCGUUCUUGUACACCGAGCACUCGAAGCUUGUUAGAUGUAAUUUGUUUUUGAAUAGCUGUCCGUAUUCUUGCUUCAGGCGAUAAGGAAGUGCAAUCAGGGAUCGAUCUACCUGCUGACGUGAAGAUUUUUAAUCUAGGCACCAAAUAAAAAAAAAAAAACACCCAUUGACUAUAACUGCUGUCUGGGAAUGUUAAUCUGUCCAAAUGCUGUCUAUCUGAAACUCUAAUGAGGAACACGUUCAUGUGACUCGCUCAAGAUUUGUAACAACCUAGCCACAGGCACUGACUCCUUUAUUUAUCCGCUGCUCCGAGACUUGGCAGGAUCAUUUUUGAAAUCAUAGCAAUUUUAAAAAAAAAUUUGAGAGCGCACUCUGUCUGUACCGUCCAGACGUCUGACAUUUAAACACCUGCUGAAUCCCUGGAAGAGCUUGAAAACCGAAGUGGAUUCUUAGAGCACGCUUGUAAAACACACUAUUUACAAAACUCCGUUUUUAAGUCUAUGGCCAGAAACAUCAAUAUAUGAAGGCAGGUUCCGAGAAUGAAGUGAAAUACAAACAAACGAAGGAAAAAACACUUCCAUGUUCCCGUAUCACAAGCUGAGCUUCUGAAAGAAAAAGUUGGAAGACUUUUUUUUUUUUUUUUCAGCUUGAAAAAAGUAACGGUUUAUAAACUCCAUAUUUGCUCACAUCAGCCAAUCAGUUUAAGCGCUAAAGAAACUGUGUUUGUUCGAGAUGGAUUGUGCAUCUUGCAUGAAGAAGUGAUAUUCGCCGAGAGAGAGACGGCUGUCAGAAUGCGCUCUCCGAGUCCUCACAGUCCGUCCCCGAACUCUGUCUCCACCCAGGAUGCUUUGCUGCACGGGCAGUUCACUGACUGGAGCUUGGGUGGGAGCUCGGGGGGGAGCAGCAGCAGCGCUGACAGCGGCCCGAACAGCCCCGCAGGCAGCGUUUCGUUACCCUCCAGCCCUUCAUCGUGCACUUACGUCCUCACUUUAACCCACACUCAUAUUCACGUGCAGAGGAUUUGUCCCCGACCAGGGAAGGGAGCACAAGUCGUGCUGCCUCUCUCUGAACUGGCGGGAUGUAACUGCCCCCGGGCGCCUGCCCCACCACUGUUUGUGCUCUAUUGGUACCCGAUGGGACGGCGGCGUAAGGGCGUGGCUAAACGCAGGCAAGUGCGUGCUUACCUGGCCGAUAGCAGAGCGGAGGCAGAGAAAUGGAACACAGCCGUGCAGUGCCUGCUGAGAGGGAUCGACAUCGGCGUCUACACAGAAUUCAACAAAAGCUUGUUGCCCCGCCCACGUCGCUUGCUUCUAUUGGUCAAUCCAUACAGCGGGCGAGGUUUGGCAAUGCAGUGGUGUCAGACACACAUUUUACCGAUGAUCAGUGAAGCCAACAUCAGCUACAACCUCAUACAGACAGAACGGCAGAAUCAUGCCCGUGAGCUGAUCAGAGAGAUUUCACUGCAUGAGUGGGACGGCAUUGUCAUCGUAUCUGGAGACGGACUGCUUCACGAGGUGAUUAAUGGCCUCAUGGACAGGCCAGACUGGGAACAAGCAAUUAAAACUCCAGUGGGAAUUUUACCGUGUGGCUCUGGCAAUGCGCUCGCUGGCUCCAUUAACCACUAUGCAGGAUAUGACAUGUGCCUUCGUGAGCCCCUCCUCAUCAACUGCUGCUUCCUGCUUUGCCGGGGCGGAAUCCGACCCAUGGACCUGGUGUCCGUGACAACAAGCCCGCCACCUCCUUCUGCUUCAUCCGAUCAGAAUGGACGACCCUCAUCACCCAAGAGACUAUUUUCCUUCCUGUCUGUAGCCUGGGGCUUUGUUUCAGACGUGGACAUUGAGAGCGAGCGUUACAGAGGGCUCGGUUCUGCUCGCUUUACGUUGGGCACACUAGUGCGUUUAGCAUCUCUGCGUUCCUAUAAGGGUCGCUUGUCUUAUUUGCCCCCCGGAGGGGCAAAUUCAACCCCAGAUGUACCCUCCCAGAUUCCGCACCGUCCCCUUUCCCGCAGCAUCACCGAAGGAUUAGAAGGAUACUGUAGAAUGCCAAUCCAUCGCACCUGCUCAGAUAUGGGCCUCAGUGAACAGAGGAGCCUCCAAAAGGGGGAUCGAGAGAGGGAGAGGGAGGAAAGAGACAGAGAGAGGGAGAGGAGGAGAAGAGGGAGGGGGAGAGGGAGAGGGGGAGGAGUGGUGAGGGCGAGCAGUCUUGCUGAGGACAGAGAGAGAGAGAUGGAGGCGGAGGAGAGGAUGGGGGGAACAUCUGGGUCCAGCGCAGACUCAAAUGGACGACUGGAAUCUAACGAGGAGGAGGAUGAAGAAGAUGACACUGCAAAAAAUGUCACAGAAGAGGGUUAUGAUGUAGAUGAAGCAAAAGAGGUGGAGGUGAUAAUGGAGGGCGUGUCCGGAUCUAGUACAGAGUCAAGUGAAAGACAGGACUCUGAGAGGAAUGAGAGAAUUUCCACAAACGAAGGAGAGGAGGAGAGAUGGAAUGGCGUGGAUCGAGCAAGGGAUUUGAAAGAAGAAUAUAGUGCAGAUGAAGGGGAGGAGGAAGAGGAGGCAUAUUUUAAACCAGACCAACGAAAGGCACUUCGUAAAAAUUCUGCACCAUCCAGCCAGAUCGCUACAGCCUUCUUUAGCCGGCCAAUCGGAGCAGAUUCCGAACAAGAAGUAGAAGCACCGGCAUAUGAAAGGGAAGAUGAGGAACUCAACGGGACUUUUUUCCACCGUAGUGCAUUUCCAGUGGACCCUGCACGAGAACGAGCACUCACCAUUUCCUCACCAUUCCGUCGUUCACGGUUUUCCCUUUCUAAACUCAAAACCUCAGUGGACCAGAACCAGAACCAGAAACCAAAUGUGUCUAAGCCCCGCCCUCUCUCCCUCCUCCAACAAUCCAAUUCUAACUCCCUACCACCCAAAUUUCCCCCGCUAUUGUUGUCCCUUUCCCAAACCCCUCCUUCCUCACCUUCCAAUAUGGGCUCACAUACCUGCUUGCCAGGCUCCACCUCCUCAUCUUCCUUCUCCUUUGACCUGGUCCAACCCGGUAGGCAUCUUAGGCCUCGUCCCCCUGUUACCUCCCCUGUGGAUCCACCCCCUCAAGAUGAUCUCUUACCACCCCUUGAUCAGCCGCUGCCUACUCGAGAUUGGGUGACUGUUGAAGGUGACUUUGUUCUAGUACUUGCUAUCUACCAGUCGCAUUUGGGUGCUGAUUUGUUAGCAGCACCGCAGGCAAAAUUUGACGAUGGACUUAUUCACCUGACUUUUGUGAGGGCCGGGAUCUCCCGGGCAACGCUUCUCCGCCUCUUUCUGGCAAUGGAAAGAGGCACCCAUCUGUCUCUAACAUCACCUUACGUAAGCCAUGUUUCUGCUCGAGCGUUUCGGCUGCAGCCCCUAUCGGCACGGGGGACGUUAACUGUGGAUGGAGAACUCGUGCCCUAUGGACCCCUGCAGGCACAGGUCCAUCCGUCCAUGGCUCGCGUCAUCGUGGGAGACUCAGGAGUGAAGAUCACUAGAUUCUGACCUGAAAUCUGGACUGAUUGUUAUGCACUCUGUACUGCAUAAUGCUAUGCUAAUAACACUAUGCUGUCCACUUUUGAGAGAGGGAGAGAGAGAAAGAGAGGAAUAAAUAUAGCCAGCAGCUUCAAUAAAAGCAAUAGAUUUUAAUUACAUUUAUUUAAAAGGGAUUACUGGAUCACCAGUGAGUUUAAUAAACAGAUGACAAAUGGACACUAAACUACAUGUGGGAAUAGUAACUACUGCUAAAUAUAGGUGAUUGAAUCUUUUAAAAAGAGAGAUGAGCACCCCAGUGUCUAGUUUUCCGUUGGAGUAGACGAUAAAAAUUUCCUGCCUUAUUACAGACAAAGAAAAAGCCUAACCGUUUAGGCACAUACCAAUCUGCCAUCCUGACUUUUGAACAUGCAAAAUUCUCUGGUUUCCUUACACCCCACACCCUGGUUUCCCCAUCUCUUUUACCCAAUAUCAAUUGUCCAAGUUCCUUCAAUUUUGCACGACCCUUGGGGGCAUGUCCCAAUCUGCCAAACAUCGCCACCUCCGCCUACUUCUGCUUUUCUCUUCUUCCUCAUUGUCUCCUUCAACCAAUUUAUUGCAAAUUCCCAGAUUUCCAGAACUCUCUUCUGCGAUCUUGUUGAAUGGAUGACACUCUUAAGUCUUGCUCACGACUGCUUCUAGCAUCCCCAAUAUAGUGUGAUCCACCAGUCAGCCAAGCUUUGCCUCCUUCCCCUGUUAUCCCUUUUAACCUGUUGUCCCUUUUAAGCCUUGUCCAUUGGUUUUCCUGGCUGCCCAGUUUGGAUCCCAAACUACCAAGUGCCUCCUCCUCCUCCUCCUCCUUUUCUACCUUGUAGAAGCUAUGCCACAGCUACUUUUGUCUGCCUUUACUUGCUGCCAAUUUUUGGACCAGGUCCUAAUUUACAAAACCCCUUUUCAUACAAAAUGCUGCCUUUUACCUUGCAGAACCAUUUGGCCCUCUGAAACUCUACCAUAGCCACACCAUUUUUAGGGAUAGUUAACCAAUGAUUUAAGGUGACCAUCUGACCUAUUUGGGCAGCAGGUUCUUAUGCCACUCAAAAUCCUGCAACAUUUUCAGAUCAGAAGUGUCCUAGGUGGCAAUCUUCCAACUUCUUCAUAUGAUAUUUUAAUAUUGUAGCCAAUUGCAAGAACUAUUUUAGUUAAUCUCCAUCCAAGCCUUUUAGUAAUUAGCUUUAACGAGGACCAUAGAGAAAUGUGCGUAGUUAAUGAUGUUUAGGUAGCCUAUGAUCAAGCAUAAUUCGUGGCAUGUGCCAAUAAUCAGUCAUACGGAAUAUCACAAUAUAUUGUAAAAUGCACCUUGUUAUUAAGGACACUUGGCUCUUGUAUCGUGCACUACAUUAUCUACUGCAUAUAAUUGAAUAGCAUCGUAAAGAGAGCGGCUUUCUGAAGGCCCCAAUUUUGAACAAAAUUAAAAGUGUCCUUAUUAAAGAAGGCAAUCCAAUCAUUUCAGUCACCAGAUGAAUAAAACGUCUGAAAAAUAAUUAUUGCUUUUAGCAAUAUUUUUAAACGCUAUUUCACGAUAAUGACGUAAUCUGCGAUAACCAGCACAUCCCUAGUCAUUAUAGGAUACAGCCAUUCGAUGGCGUAUAUUCUGAUCUAAGUAUAUUUAAUAGUGCAUUUGCCUGAUUGUUUAAGCAAAAAGCAUGCAAUGCUGAUGUUCAUGUGAGGUAAUGCAAGUUGCACAACUGCUAAAAUUUCAUUUCAAUUUCAUAUUUUUCAAACCAAAUUUAAACUCAACCCAAGCAUUCAAACAUUUUACUUAUUAUGAAAUGUUUAACUACUCGGUUAAUUUAUUCAUUGUAUUAAUGUAUUUUGCAUUUAAGAUUUAUGCCUAAUUUUUUUUUUUUUUUUUUUAAAGCAAGAGGGAAAUUCUUAAACAGAUUAAAAGUGUAAAAAAUAUAUAGUAAUAUAUAAUAAUAACACUUUUUUUCCCCCAAAAACAAUUAAACAAAAAUCGGAAAUUUAAAUCUUAGAAUACAUCAAAUUGCUUAUUACUUUUUCAAAUUCUGACAAAAUUGACAUUUAAUUUGGACUAUCAAAUGUAGAAGUCUAAUGAAUUCCUACUACAUCGAUUAAAAGAAUAUGUAAAUGGACACAUUAUUCCUCUUGUCUCAAAUUUUGUCACUCAGACAUUUUUGGUAUCUGAAUUUUAAGUUUGUGUUGGUGGUACGAGGCCGGCGUUGCUAAAUAGUAGCUAUUGGCUACUUGUUUUAAACAAUAUUAACAAGCUACAUGAUUUAAUCUUUCUGGAAACGAUUGUGUGUGACCUUUGGCAAGAUUUAGCUGAAUAAUAUCCAAUUCUUUUUAGCUCCAUUUUCUUUGUAGCUUCAGUGUUGAGCUUAAAGUCACAAAGCUAAUUGCAUUUGGGGCAGGAAAAGUGUAUUUUUCAGGGUUUUUUUUUUUUUUUUUGGUUUGUUUGUUUGUUUGUUUGUUUGUUUGUUUGUUUUUGCCGAUUAAACUCCUGGAAUCAUGGACAUGUUCUUAGCACUGGGCUGUGUUUCAUUUCGUUUGGUGGACCAUUGCUUUAGAGCAGCAUAAGAAACUUCAGUAGUAAUUGAACCGCUGCUUGGUUUCAUGAUGCCAGUUAUGAAGUCUUGUUCAAUAGAUGCUUGUAAUAAACUUGUAAUUAUUACUAAUAGUCAAUGUUAAAUAAAAAAAAUAAAAAUAUAUAUAUGAUGUACAGUU
This is a messenger RNA of Tachysurus fulvidraco (yellow catfish), 6843 nucleotides long. RefSeq names its product sphingosine kinase 2 (gene sphk2). NCBI's taxonomy places the organism in Eukaryota, Metazoa, Chordata, Actinopteri, Siluriformes, Bagridae. Gene Ontology annotation, cellular component: cytoplasm; intracellular membrane-bounded organelle; membrane. The transcript has 7 exons. The coding region runs from base 1411 to 4131 and encodes 906 amino acids. The record is from RefSeq and is a predicted model, not a curated record. Gene Ontology annotation, biological process: positive regulation of apoptotic process; sphingosine biosynthetic process; sphinganine-1-phosphate biosynthetic process.